Messenger RNA from Apiotrichum porosum, 3405 nucleotides. RefSeq lists its product as uncharacterized. The coding region runs from base 1 to 3405 and encodes 1134 amino acids. The record is from RefSeq and is a predicted model, not a curated record. Gene Ontology annotation, molecular function: ATP-dependent chromatin remodeler activity; ATP binding. The transcript has 28 exons. NCBI's taxonomy places the organism in Eukaryota, Fungi, Basidiomycota, Tremellomycetes, Trichosporonales, Trichosporonaceae.
AUGCCGUCCGAGCGCAAGCGCAAAUAUGUGUCUGCCUCUGGAGUCUUGUUGAAGAAGGAAUCGAAACCAGACGUCAAGCCCUUCGUCACGUCCCGCGCGUCACCUCUCGAUGACUUUGAGGAAUAUGCCACGGCCGAGGCCAAGCACUACACGGAAGUGCGGAAGACUGAGAAGGAACGCGAAGAAGCCAGAGUGCUCAACAAAGAGCUCAAGGCCAACGGAGAGAAGGCGAAGAAGCUCCCCCGAGCCAUGAAGGAUUGGAAUGAGGCCAAGUUUGCCAAACACCGUCAUGAGCUAGUGGACAAUGACUCCGCAAGCUCCGGCGACGACUCGGGCGACGACAAGAGGGACAAACCUCUUUUCUGUUUCAACCCACUCCCCGUCCUUGCUAAUCUCCCUCGCGACUUUGAUCCAGGGAAGGUCAUCGAGAUUCUCUCGCAGUCCAAAUCGUCCGCCGGCAAUAUAAAGCAAAUCCUGGCGGCGGCAAGGAACUCGCAUCAGUCUUCGCCGGCCGGCAGCUCGAAUCAAAAUGCCUCACACUCGUGGCCACAGACUGAAGGCAAGCGUCUGAUCGAUGCCAAGUCGGAUGUCAAGCUGGAGAUAAAGCCGGAUAUCAAGCCGGACAUCAAGCCAGAUGUCAAGUCUGACAUCAAGCCCGACAUUAAGCCUGAUGCCAAGCUUCCCAUGGGGGACAUGAGGCCUGAACAUCAUGAUGUCAAGCCGAGCGUAGAUGUCAAGCCCGAUAUCAAGCCCAGCAUUGAUCCGGACGUCAAGCCCGACGUCAAGCCCGACGUCAAGCCCGACGUCAAGCCCGAUUGGGAAGCCAUGGACGAUGAUGACGACUACUUCGAAGAGGACUAUGAUGACGAAGAGCCCACUCUCGGUCCAAUGCCCACUGUUCCCGUCCUUCCACCUGUACCCCGUGAGGGGGAUUCCGACCAAGAAGAAGAUUACGAUGAUGACCACAUCUACGAGGCCAUGCCACGCAGGGAGUCCAUACCCACAUCCACCAAUGAGGAUGACUCUCAAUCUCAUGAGGUCGACGAUGGCAGCGACGACGAAGAGAUGGGUAACCGCCCGCCUUUCCCUGCCACUACAGAGCAAGGCCUCAUUGGAGCCUACCAGCUCGACGACGACGAUUCAACAGUUGUUAUUCCCGCCAACAUCAACCGCUUCCUUCGCGAGUACCAACGUGAGGGUGUCCAGUUUAUGUACAACAAGUUUAAGCAAGGAGCCGGUGGCGUUCUGGGCGACGACAUGGGUCUGGGCAAGACAGUCCAAGUCCUUGCAUUUCUAUCAGCGAUCAUGCGCAAGACUGGCAAGCCUUCAGACUACCGCCGUCGCAAGAACCUAAUCCGCAGCCUUCCGGCUGGACCUAGCGAGAACGGGCCAAAAAUCGCGCCUCAAAAAUGGGUGACGGCGCUUAUUGUGUGCCCCAUGGCCCUUAUCGAGAACUGGUCACGCGAGAUUAAGACGUGGGGAUACUUUGAAUUUCGCGUCUGGGACAAAUCCAAGACAGCGAAGGACGACAUGAAGGCCGGCUAUUUGGACAUCAUUUUGAUUUCCAGCGCAAUGGUCGCCAAGGAUAUCCGCCACCUGAGGGGACUGCCCAUCUCGGUCAUUGUCGUCGACGAGGCUCAUCGCAUGAAGAAAUGGAACUCUGAACUUGCUUUGGCGGUGAAAAGCAUCGAAGGUGUCCGAGCCUGCUUCGCCCUCACUGGUACCCUAAUCCAAAACCGCAUGGGUGAGAUGUGGAGCGUUCUCGACUUUGUCCGUCGUGGCUGGGCGGGAAGCCGAAAGGAGUGGACUGGAUAUGCUGUUCAGCCCAUUUCCAAAGGUCACCGCUACGACGGAAAGCUCUCGCAGGUCGUCCACGCAAUCGUCCACAACUUUAUCCUGCCUCACUUCUACCUUCGUCGUGACAAGAGGAUCAUUGCCAAGGAGCUGCCUAAGAAGCGCGACAUAGUCGUGCUUUGCCCGCUUGCUCCUCAGCAAGCGACUGUGUACCAAAAGCUCAUCGAUUCACCUGACGUGGCCUUCAUUCUCCGUUCAAAGGAGGAGUGCGAAUGCGGAUCGGGCUACAAAAGGAAGGACUGCCACUACCCAACGAACUCGGUUGGAGACGACCCACAGACUGCAAUCCUGAAAAUGUUUGACGCGCUUGGACGAGUCGCAAAUCACGUUGCUCUUCUGUACCCAAGUUCCGAUGAUCCGCCUGACGUCCAGGUCCGGAACAAGCGUCUGUUCAAGUUUUGUACUGGCGAGGAAUAUGCCACGUACAGCAUUCUCGAUGCUGGCAACAAUUGUGGCAAGUGGCCUGUCCUUUAUUCCCUCCUGAAGGAAUGGAGCGCCUCGACUGAGCCCGUCAAGAUUCUCAUCUUUUCCAACUCGGUCCGCCUUCUGAAGCUCGUUCAAGACUUUAUCAAUCUGUCCACCGACCUUCCCGGUAUCAACUGUGACAUGUAUACGGGCCAAAUCGACAAGGCUACCCGCAAUGCGACCGUGGACCGCUUCCAGGAUCUUAACAGCAGCUUGUCGGUGAUGCUCAUUAGCACGAUGGCCGGAGGUGUUGGUCUCAACCUGACUGCGGCCAACAAAGUCAUCAUCUUUGACCCCAACUGGAACCCUGCCAACGAUCUUCAAGCCAUGGACCGUGCAUACCGCAUUGGCCAGAAACGCUCUGUCGACGUGUACCGUCUUAUUGGCCGCGGCACGGUUGAGGAGCUCAUGUAUGAGCGUCAAAUCUACAAGCAGCAGCGGUCCCGCCAACUCAACGACGGCACGUUUGAGCGUAGGACGCACAGCGGCUACGAAGGUGCAAAGGAGUUGGACGACAAGGGCGAGCUCUUUGGCGUGCACAACAUCUUCCGUUUCCAGCCCGAGGGAUUUGUCAAGCAGAAUCUCGACCGUGUCCAGAUUGCCGAAGACCAACUGCGCCAGGACUUCAUCGAGGCCGAGUAUGAGUCGGACGAGGAUGAAGAUGACGACGAAGAGGCAAAGAAGGUCAAGGACGACCGCUUGGCCAAGGAGUUGCGCCAGGACAAGCUCCUGAAUGAACUCACCGCCGACAGCGCUGUUCAGGACAAGCCCGAGGAGGACAUCCUGGUCAGACUCGGCGUGAAGAUGCUGGACCACAAUGACGCCUUCCGUGACUCGCCAGAGGAGAGAGCCGCCUACGAGCGCGGUCUCAAGAUUCUUAGAGAGCGCCCCGACUUUGGCGAGAUGCUCGCAAACGACGUUGGCAAGGCGCGUCUUGCGUCUGACCGCCGCCCCAAGCGCCCCAGGACGACCGCCGCAAGGGCUAGCCCUCCUCCCGCCGGACAGGACUGGCAGAAGCUCGUGUCUGCAAACAAAAAGAACAACAAGACUGCGCCACUCGUGAACCUGGACGACGACUCUGACUAA